Cuculus canorus (common cuckoo) is the source of this 2938-nucleotide messenger RNA. RefSeq names its product nuclear factor kappa B subunit 2 (gene NFKB2). Gene Ontology annotation, biological process: non-canonical NF-kappaB signal transduction; response to cytokine; innate immune response. Gene Ontology annotation, molecular function: protein binding; DNA-binding transcription factor activity, RNA polymerase II-specific; RNA polymerase II cis-regulatory region sequence-specific DNA binding. The record is from RefSeq and is a predicted model, not a curated record. Bases 78 to 2924 code for a protein of 948 amino acids. Gene Ontology annotation, cellular component: cytoplasm. NCBI's taxonomy places the organism in Eukaryota, Metazoa, Chordata, Aves, Cuculiformes, Cuculidae. The transcript has 23 exons.
CCGGUGUUUUCCCGAGGUCAGGCAGAUCUUGACCCCAGCAGGACUCCCAGCUGCAGCACCUGGCAGUCCCCACAGGGAUGCUGGGGCUGGAUAGGUUGCUGAGACCCGCCUGCUCCUCCUCGGGACUUUCCGGAGCGGCGGUGCCUUCCUGCCGCCGCGGGUCCCCGCUCACCCCCGCGCUCUCCCCGCAGCUCGGCGGGCGGCCCCGCGCAGACAUGGACGAGCAGUUCCACUCCUGUCUGGAUGGGAUUGACUAUGAUGACUUCAAUUUCGGCUCCCACAUGAUGGAGCAGAAGGAGCCGCCGAUGGAGACAGUGGAAGGUCCCUACCUUGUCAUCAUCGAGCAGCCAAAGCAGCGGGGCUUCCGGUUUCGAUACGGCUGCGAGGGCCCUUCACACGGGGGGCUGCCGGGAGCAUCCAGCGAGAAGGGGCGCAAGACCUAUCCCACUGUCAAAAUUUGCAACUAUGCAGGGGUGGCCCGGAUCGAGGUGGACCUGGUGACACACAGUGACCCUCCCCGAGUGCACGCCCACAGCCUGGUGGGCAAGCAGUGCAACGAGGCUGGCAACUGUGUCGUGAUCGUGGGACCCAAGGACAUGACAGCUCAGUUCAGUAACCUGGGCGUGCUCCAUGUCACCAAGAAGAACAUGAUGGAGAUCAUGAAGGAAAAGCUGAAGCAGCAGAAGAUGCGUAACAGGAGCCAUCUGCUGACAGAAGCAGAACUGCGUGAGAUUGAGCUGGAGGCAAAGGAGCUGAAGAAGGUGAUGGACCUGAGCAUCGUACGGUUGCGGUUCACGGCCUACCUCCGCGACAGCAGCGGGAACUUCACACGGGCCCUCCAGCCUGUCAUCUCAGACCCCAUCCACGACAGCAAGUCCCCAGGGGCUUCCAAUCUGAAGAUCUCACGGAUGGAUAAGACGGCAGGUUCCGUGCGAGGAGGGGAUGAGGUCUACUUGCUGUGUGAUAAAGUUCAGAAAGAUGACAUUGAGGUGCGUUUCUACGAGGACGAUGAGAACGGCUGGCAGGCCUUUGGGGACUUCUCGCCCACUGAUGUGCACAAGCAGUAUGCCAUUGUCUUUCGCACACCGCCCUACCACAAGCCCAAGAUCGACCGUCCUGUCACCGUCUUCCUGCAGCUGAAGCGCAAGAGGGGGGGUGAUGUCAGCGACUCCAAGCAGUUCACCUACUACCCCGUGGUGGAAGAUAAGGAAGAAGUGGAGCGGAAGCGCAAGAAAGUCCUGCCUCAGUUUCCCCAGCACUUUGGUGGGGGCUCACACAUGGGGGGUGCUGGCGGGGGAGCCGGGGGCUUCGGCUCUGGUGGAGGUGGAAACUUCAGCUUCCCCUACUCCCCAGGGCUGACCUACAACAGCAUCUACUCACCUGGCCCUCAGCCCAUGGGGAGCUACCAGGGAGGAGUACAGAUGAAGGGCCCCGAGGCAGAGGGACCUGGGAGCGACAGGCAGGCGCCUGCUGAGAGCACAUCCUGCAAGGAGCUGCAGAAGCAUGCUCAGCUCUGCCAGCUGUGGAUGCUGGCACUAGCCCGUCGCAAUGCCCAUGCCCUGCUCGACUACUCAGUUACUGCCGACCCCCGCAUGCUGCUGGCGGUGCAGAGGCACCUGGCCGCAUCACAGGAUGAGAACGGAGACACGCCUUUGCACCUCGCUAUUAUCCAUGAGCAGACGGCUGUGAUCAAGCAGCUCAUCGAGGUCGUCGUUAGCAUCCCCAGCCAGCAGAUCAUCAACAUCUCCAACAAUCUGCAGCAGACGCCGCUGCAUCUGGCAGUCAUCACCAAGCAGCCCCAAGUGGUCCAGCUCCUGCUGCAAGCCCGUGCUGACCCCACCCUGCUGGACCGCUAUGGGAAUUCCCUGCUGCAUCUGGCGCUCCAGGCUGGCGAUGAAGAGAUGCUGAGGAUGCUGCUGGCCCACUUGGGCUCGGCUGCCCCAUACCUGCUCCGCUUGCCAAAUUUCCAUGGCCUCCUGCCUGUGCACUUGGCUGUGAAGGCCAGAAGUUUGGCCUGCCUGGACCUGCUGAUCAGGAAAGGAGCAGAUGUGAAUGCAGUGGAGAGGCAGGGUGGAAGGACCCCACUGCACCUGGCUGUGGAGAUGGAGAACCUGAACAUGGCCACCCACCUGGUGAAGAAGCUGGGAGCAGAUGUCAACAGCCGGACGUUUGCUGGGAACACCCCGCUGCACCUGGCUGCCAGCCUGGGCUCCCCUACGCUCACCAAACUGCUCCUCAAAGCCGGGGCAGAUGUGCUGUGUGAGAAUGAUGAGCCUGUGAGCCCAUCCUCGUCGGAGGCCAGCAGUGACACGGACGCUGACCCUGAGGAGCAGGAGCUGGCCAUGGAGUGCAGCCCCAACCCUCAGCCCCCUGCACAGGAGCACAGGCAGACAGGGCAAAGGCAGCGCCGCUGCCACACACCCCUGGACCUGACUCGGAGCCAGAAGGUGCGAGAGAUCCUGCUGCAAGCAUCGCAGCAGGGCCCCGAGGCAGAGCUGCCCACUGCCCCUUGGCCAGGAAAGGUCUUAUCACUGGACAGUGAGGCACUGCAGGGGCUUGAGCAGCUGCUGAACCAGGACUGCAGUGGGUCGGACUGGAUCGAGCUGGCAAAGCGGCUGGGGCUGUGCAGCCUCGUGGAGACCUACAAGGACACUCCCUCACCAAGCGUCAGCCUCCUGCGCAGUUACGAGCUGGCAGGAGGCAGCCUCGGGGGGCUGCUGGAGGCACUGGACUCCAUGGGGCUCCGCAAGGCUGUGAGGAUGCUACACAAAACCGAGGCACUGGAGAAGCUGCAAAGCACAGAGCUGAAGGAAGACAGCGCCUACGGCAGCGAGUCAGUGGAGGAGGAGCAGGUGCCCGCACUAGCCCUGAAGCCAGGGACGGGGAGCGAGGUGCCCCACAGCCAGCAGCCACAGGUGCACUGAGGGGGCUGGCAGCC